Molecule: messenger RNA, 3063 nt
Organism: Gopherus evgoodei (Goodes thornscrub tortoise)
Lineage: Eukaryota; Metazoa; Chordata; Testudines; Testudinidae
Gene: RNF138
Product: ring finger protein 138
Exons: 8
Coding region: 220-963 (247 amino acids)
Source: RefSeq, a predicted model, not a curated record
CCCCGGAGGGGGGAGGGCGCUUCCUGCUGCCAUUCGGGCCCGGUAGAGAGACGGAAACAGAGCGGAGACGGGGGGAGAGACCGAUCCCCUCCCAGUGCCAGCCCCCUUCCCCACUGGCCACCGCAGCCUUCCUGCAGCCCUGGCCUUUGUUAGUCGGAGCACGCUCUGCCCCAGCCGCCCGCAUCAGCGCCCCCUCGAAAGCGGUCAAGACUCACUGCCAUGGCCGAGGAACCUGCCACUAUUUGUUUCAAUGAAGAGGAUUUUUACUGUCCCGUGUGCCAGGAGGUGUUCAAAACGCCUGUGAGGACAGUAACCUGCCAACACGUCUUCUGCAGGAAAUGUUUCCUGACAGCAAUCAGAGAAAGUGGAACACAUUGUCCUCUAUGCCGUGGAACUGUGACUAAAAAAGAAAGAUCAUGUCCCAAAAGGGCUCUGGAUGUUGAAAACAACAUGAAGAAGCUUUUUGGGUGUUGUAGAUGCUGUGAAAAACAGGUUAGGUUUUCUCGCAUGAGACACCAUUAUAAAACAUGUAAGAAGUAUCAGGAUGAAUAUGGUGUUCCUUCUAUUGUUCCAAACUUUCAGAUUUCCCAAGAUUCAACUGGGAACAGUAAUAGGAGUGAUACAUCUACAUUUGAUAACGGAGAGAUGGCUAAUCUUCAGACACUUCAGGGAGAUGCAAGUGCACAUCCCACAUUCAAGUGCCCCCUGUGUCAGGAAACCAACUUAACCCGGCAACACCUACUGGAUCAUUGUAACAAUAGACACCUUUAUCAGAUAGUUCCUGUCAUUUGUCCAAUUUGUGUGUCUCUUCCAUGGGCAGAUCCCAGUCAGGUUACUAGAAAUCUUGUUAGCCAUCUAAAUCUAAGACACCAGUUUGACUAUGGAGAAUUUGUGAAUCUUCAGCUUGAUGAAGAAACCCAGUACCAAAAUGCUGUUGAAGAAUCUUGUCUUGUGACUAUUUAAAGUGUAGGUCCUCUGCAUCUUACUGCACUCUGAGGGAAAAGCUACAUGAAUCCAAUCAGUAAUCUGAAAUGUAUAUUAAUAAAAAGGGAAUUCAGUAUCUUUUUUUCUUCUUUCGGGUUAAAUAUCUUUUCCAAGAACAAGAGUUUUUAAAAUGCUUUUUGAUUAGAAAAAAAAUGGAGUAAAUUUUAUUACUAUAUUUCUUAAUUCUACAUAAUUGAUCGUACAGCUAUUGGAAAGGUGUUGAGAUCUUUUACUUUUAGUGGGGACCUUGCUGGAGCUAUUCACUGGUGUCUUUUGAUUUCUGUGUACAUUUUCAUGGUUUUGUUGAUUUUGCAGUUAUAUUUUUGUUAAUGCCAAAUUUGGGGCGGGAGGUGGGAAUCAAAGGCAAAGAUGCUGUUUUGCACUUUGCUUUUUAUAGUCAGGGUUUCAUUUGCAAAAUUAUAUCUUUGGGAGAAUAUUUGUGUAUAACUUUUGUUUAAAGUUGAAGUGAUAUUUUUACUACCAUAAUUUCUAAUAAUAAAAGUGAAAAUGGCCAAUUUGGAAAGUUUGAAAUAGUUCUUUUCAAUAAUGCAGCAUUUUAGAGCAGAUUGGUUUCACUUACAUCACUAAGAAGGAAUGCUAUCAUGGCCUGAAGGAAAUUAUUUCUAUUUUGUUGAUUCUCUGGUAUAUCACUAAAAUAGGACAUCUUGCUUCCUGGGCGGAGAGGCUCAGAGCUCUUCCCAUGCACCCUGCAAACUGGUGGGGAGAGGAAGUGCUUUGUGUCACUUGACAGAGUGCCUUGUGAAUGAUUUAAAGAUAACAUGCAAAGAAAAAAAGUGUCUUUUUGAUAAAAAGGCCAGAGUGUUUUGCAUAAUUUUACAUAAUUUACAUAGUUUUUCAUGUUAGUUACAUUAGAAAUCCAGGUUGUGUCUACCAUGAAAAACAGGGAAGACAUUAAACUUGAAAACUGGUAGAAUUAGGACAUAAUUGGUAUCAAGGCAUUGAUAUAUGUUUUGUCAGUCGUUUAAAACUUUAACAUAUGUUGUAAACCUGAAUAAGCAGUUGAGAGGAAAAAAAAUCUUGCUGAGAAGAUUCACUAUCUCCAUACCGUACACUAAGGGCUGCGAAAAUUCGCAUUCUAGUUCUCCCUCCAAGAUGACCUCCAACAAAAACAGGGAAGGCAAGACUUGAUAUUCCCACAGUUUUAAAAACACCAACUUUUAUUUUUAAGUUUGGACCUUUAUAUAUAAGAACCAAAAAGCCCUGUUUUGUUCCCUUGCAUGCCCCUUGAGAAAUGGCUCUAUCAGGUGUAUGGCGAAUUCCCAAGGCUGGGAGAAAUAGGAUGUUUCCAAAUACACCUCUACUCUGAUAUAAUGCUGUUCUCGGGAGCAAAAAAAAUCUUACCGCGUUAUAGGUGAAACCAUGUUAUGUCGACCUUGCUUUGAUCUGCCAGAGUGCGCAGCCCUGUUCCCCCGGAGCACUAUUUUCCACGUUAUAUCUGAAUUCGUGUUAUAUUGGGUCAUGUUUAUAUCAAGGUAGAGGUGUAGUCAAUUGGGACACAAUAUUUUUCCCCUAACCCAUAUCCCUAACUGUCAUUAUUGUACAUGGGUGUUGUGUACAUAAAGAGAACAUUCAGUAAUUUUGCUGUGCAGCUAGUGAUCUGAGUAAUGGUAUUGUCUAAGCACAAGCAACAGUACAGAUGGCAUUCAGGUGGCUAACUCAUUUGUGCCUUUGGAAAACCUCCACCUAAAAGGUAUGUGAUGCUAUUUCCAAACGAAGUAAUCUGGAGAAUGCAAUGCAUUUUCCUUAAGUGCUUCAUAUUCCAGAUCUGUCCAGACUGGAAUGUAUGUAAAGACCAGAACCUACAGUGGGUAGGGGAGAGAGGGCGGUAUAUAGAGCUAUAAUGCCGGAUAUAUAUGAAUUAUUUGAAAUGUUUAUUCUUUAUUUGAAAGUGUAAAUGAAUGCUGUACUAUCUCUCCUGCUGGAUUAAAUUGCCAAAAAUGUAGCAGAAUGGGCUAUUUCACAGAUCCCCUAAAGUUCUAGCCUGUUUACAAUAUCUUAAAAUGUGAGGGAGGGGAUUAAAUUUCAAGGUAUUCUGCUGCUAAAAAGUUUGUAAUUUUU